This is a messenger RNA of Limulus polyphemus (Atlantic horseshoe crab), 7778 nucleotides long. RefSeq lists its product as uncharacterized. Gene Ontology annotation, molecular function: GTPase activator activity; protein binding. The transcript is spliced from 14 exons. Bases 156 to 5900 code for a protein of 1914 amino acids. Gene Ontology annotation, biological process: small GTPase-mediated signal transduction. Lineage: Eukaryota; Metazoa; Arthropoda; Merostomata; Xiphosura; Limulidae. The record is from RefSeq and is a predicted model, not a curated record.
GCUUGUGUGAUGAACGUCCCGACGCCUCUAAAGUAUCCCAGUUACCAGUGACCAGAGCUGAUAAGGAGAAUGAGGGUCGUUUGUGGUGGUUUUGUGUGGAAAUAGCGAGCAACGGCCGAUCGUGGGUCGUCCGAAGAAAUUACGAAAACUUCCGAAUGCUCGACAAGCAGUUGCAUCGAUGUGUGUACGACCGGAAGUUUAGUCUUCUAACAGAACUUCCAGCAGUGGAAGAACUUCCAAAUGACGAAGAGAAAAGACAGGAAGCCUUACGAACUAUCUUAAGGGAAUACAUCAGUCGAUUCUCAGACCUAGCUGGAAGCCUAAUCAGCUGUGGACCAGUGCUUAAUUGGCUUGAGCUUGACAACCGAGGUAACAGGCUGAUAGUAACGGAUGAAGCUGCUAUCAAUACUCCUGCCGUAGCUGCUGCCUACGUCACCAAAAGAUACACAGCACAAGCCGGAGACGAGAUAUCCUUCGAGGUUGGAGAUAUGGUGUCUGUGAUUGAUAUGCCACCACCUGAAGAAUCUACGUGGUGGAGAGGAAAACGGGGAUAUGAGGUUGGAUUUUUCCCCAGUGAAUGUGUUGAAGUAAUUGGAGAGAAAGUUCCACAGACUUUAAAAAUACCAGGAGCUUCGACAAAACCAGUGUUGCGGAAACAUGGAAAACUGAUUGCUUUCUUUAGAUCCUUUCUACUUUCACGACCUUCAAGAGGGAAAUUAAAGCAAAGUGGUAUCUUGAAAGAAAGGGUAUUUGGUUGUGAUUUAGGAGAACAUUUAUUAAAUACUUCUAGAGAGAUCCCUCUGGUAUUAAAAUGCUGUACAGAAUUUAUUGAAGCCCAUGGCAUAGUUGAUGGGAUAUACCGAUUAUCAGGUGUAACAUCAAAUAUCCAGAAAUUAAGACUAGGUUUUGAUGAAGACAGAGCCCCAGACCUCAGUGAUGAAGCCAUACUUCAAGAUGUCCACUGUGUUGCUUCAUUGUUGAAAAUGUACUUUAGAGAACUACCAAAUCCACUGUUGACUUACCAACUUUAUGAUAAGUUUGUGGGUGCAGUUCAAUCUGAAGAAGGUCUUCGACUCUUGAAGCUGCGAGACAUUGUCCAGCAGCUACCACCUCCUCACUACCGAACUUUGGAGUUUCUGAUGCAGCACCUAGCUAAGGUUGCCUCUUAUGGCAGCCAUACAUCAAUGACACCGAAAAAUCUUGCCAUUGUAUGGGCACCAAACUUACUUAGAUCUAAAGAUGUGGAAAGUGGAGGAGGAGUUGGGGCAUUGCAUGUUGUUGGUGUCCAAGCAGUUCUUACAGAGUACCUGAUUCGUUAUGUUGAUCUCAUAUUUAAUGACAAAUUACCUAUACUUCAGAGCCCAAGUAGUGAACAAGACACUUCUAAGAAGCUGAGGCCAAAAUCUGUGGCAAUUUCAACUCCCACAAAACUUUUGUCUUUAGAAGAAGCAAGAUCAAGAGUUUUAUCUUCUAAUUUAGCAGUUUCUCAACAAAAAUAUAUUGAUGUUGGAGGUGGGCCAGAAAGUCUUCCAGACAAGUAUCACACUGUUAUCGAACUUUCAUCUUCCAGCAAAAGAAGUAGUGGAAAAUUAAAGAAGUCUCCAUCUGGAUGGAAGUCUUUCUUCUCCCGAGGCUGGAACUCGGGAAGUACUAGAGAAAAAGAUCGAGGUUACCAUGACCUAAUUUUAAGCCCUCGAAAAAUUAGCACUUGUUCCCUGCAAUAUGCAAGUACAAAUAUACCUUUGAAGGAAAAGGCUGUGACAGAGAUGGAAUUAUCACAUGUUCACUCUAAGUUACUAUCUGAGAAAAGAGCAGAAUCAAUAAUCUCCUCGUUGGAUAGGGGUGAUAAAUGUUAUCGCACUUCAGAGAUCCUACGUUCAUUAAGUCCAACAGAGGGGCUCAAGAUAAUGUGGAGUAAUGAAGGAUUUAUGAAAGAAGAAAACAGUUCCUGCAAGUCAUCUAAUGCACAUAAGCAUAUUCGAUCUGUAUCACAUGAUUCUUAUUUUGAAAAUACAGUGGAUAUUCCUGCUGAAGAUAAUGUUGAGGAAGAUGAUGGAAGCGUAUUUUUACAGAUGGAUAAUAAACUGAACUUUACAUUAGGUGACAGUGGUACACUCAAAGAGAGUAGGUCUGAAGAGCAAUCUUUCGCUAUAAAGAGUGAAUUGGACCAUAUGAGAGAUACUGAAAUUGCAUCCCUCCAGAAGAUAUCAUUAUCUGAUAAUGGCAAAUGUGAGGAAGAAGUUAAGAACUUGCCAAAGGAAUCCUACUCAGAAUCCUCUAAAAGUUCACGAAAACAAAGACUCAGAAGUUCAGACAGUGAUGUUUCGAGUCCAAAAAUGCAAAAACUGAAUUUCAAACAUUUUCGACAAGCUUUCAGUUCCCCUUCUUUUGGUAAAAAAUUGGAUUUUUCUUUCAUUUUCACUGAAGAGGAUAGUUUGUCAAACAUAGGUCAAGAAAAAGAAAAGGACUUUCUACGAGGAAGUAUACGAAAAACAAAGGAAUGGUUUGUCCAAGCUUUGUCUCCAGAUACAGGAAACAAAAAAAUCCUUCCCUUUCCCACAGAACAGGAAUUUAGGAAUUCUAUAAAUAUUCCUCAAGCCAACAAUAGUAUUGAAGUUAUUUCUAAGACAUAUGAUAAAGAUUUAGUAAACAACAAUUCAGUCAGUAUUUGUGCUGCAGCAGAAAAUACUUUCAUUAAGCAGUCCAGUAAUUUAACAACUUAUGAUGGAAGAGCACAGCUUAGUUUCAUCAGUGAUCUAGGAGAUGAUAAGGAGAUUACUGGGAAAACAGUAAUAGAGAGAUAUGGAAAUGAAGAAACGGUCAUAGUUGAAGUGCAUGCUACUCAAGAAAGCUCAUCUGAUGAGGAUGAAAAACUUGAAGAAAGUUAUCGUGUUGUAGAUGAAAUGUUGCAAGCUGCCAGUAAAAAAAUUGAACAAGAGCACCUGCAGGAAGAUAAUACUAAACAGUAUCCUGAUCACACUUCAUCUUUAAUACAGAGUUCGUCCAUUGAGACAUAUCUGCCUGAUUCUGCUUGUAUGCCAAAAGUUGAGCCAUCUGAAAAAGUUGAUGAGAACCAAGUUUCUAGAAAGUUCCAUUAUGAUACAGUAGGACAUGUAAAUACAUGUAGAUCCAUUUCUCUUCAUUCUUCCUUAUCUUCAAAAGAGGGUAACUUGGGUAAUGAUGAUACAACAUAUCUAACUGCUGCAUCAGCAAAGCAUUUGGAGCUUGCCCUGACAAAUGAUACUGAGAAAUAUCUUUCUGAUACCAUGAAGACUGAUUGUAUCAUUCCAGACUCUUCUUCUGAUAUACUAUUACUGGGUGUAGCAGUAAGUGAGCAAAAUUCAUCUUCAUUACCAUUAGGUUAUUCAAAAGACGUGUCAGAAAAGAAUAAGAAAAAGACUGAGGAAAUAUGGUUUUCUUCUUCUAGUAUAACUCCUGAAAAUGAAGACCAGCAUGUUUCUGAUCUUGAUGAACUUUUUAGUUAUAAGUUGCUUGAUGAAUAUGAUACAGCAAUGACACCUGUAAAUGGAAAAAGUACUACCAAAACACUCCCAAACAGAGCUGACUUGUAUGAGUUACAAGAGAACGAAAGAACUGAAAAUAUUUGUGAACCACUUCAAUUUCUUCCUUCUAGCAGUAUACCUAAAAUGAUUAAACAGGAGGAUUUAAAAACUAAACAUGUUGAAGAAGUCAGAAAUACAUACACAGUAUCUAGAACAUGCAGAGCUACAGAUGAAUAUGCCAAUCUAAACAUUUUGCCAGAAAUGAUUGAAAAUUCCAACCUACAGAAAACUGGCAGACUAAGUUGUGAAGGAAUUUGUAAUAGAAAUAUAGAAGCUAUCCAGCAUAAGAUGGAAGAAGAAGAAUUGAAAGCAAGUAAACAAAAAAACUCUAUGAUGAUGGAGCAGCAAUUAGGAAAUCAUCAGGAUGUGCAAAAUUCUAGCACUGUUUCAAGUCAGAAGUCGGAAAUCUCUCUUUUUCAAGAUAAAAGUUCUUCUGAUCUUACUUUUCGAAAACGCAUCAGCUAUGAAAGGCCUUCACCUGUAGAAGAAUGCAAACGAAAAUUUGAGUCAGAAAUUGGACGUACAAUAGUAAGAGAUCGGAAGAUGAAACUGGAAAUGGAACAAAUAAAGGCAGAAAUGCAGGAAAAGUUUCAGCACAAACAAGAGAAGUCUUCAUACAAUUUCAACAAAGAUUCACAGUUGCUCACUCAAACACAGAAGCUUGAUUUGUCCUGGGAUAUUACAAAAGAGCAUGCAAAAAAAACAUCUGAUGUGGUAGAACUUCGCAGAUCCCCAGGGAGACAAUUUGAAAAAACUUUUGAAGAAAAGGAAAAUGAAAGAAAAAGAAUGAGUGAACCAAGUGGUACAUCUCUUAGAUUAACACCCAAUCUUUUAGUUGGAGAAAGUAAACGUGUUUCAGAGCCAACCAUGACACAAGUAUAUCUUCAACUUCCUCAUGAGAAUAAAAAAGCUUCUUUAAAGCAAUUAGUCUCAAAAUUUGAAAGUCCUUUACUAAAAGAAGAACAUUUUAGCAGUGAAAAAAAACCUUAUAAAACAGAUUUAUUGGAUGAUUGUAACUUUAUAAAAUACAACUCUCCCAUGACUAAUAUUUUCACUCAGAUUAAGAACUUAACACUUCAAUCUGAGCAACCUACUCAUACAGUUUCUGCCAAAUGUGAUCACUGGUCUGAUUCCAUACAAAAACAUCCUGCUUCCCAUGAUUUUACACAAAAUCAGAUUUUCAGCUCAAAAACUGAAGCUCAGAAAGCAUACUCUUGGGGUCCAGAAACAACUUUAUCCAAAGAAAUCAAAGAAGUGAGACUAUCGAACAUUAUUAAGCCACGAACCUUGGAUUUAAAAAAGACAUCAACUUGCAACUCUCAAAAAGAAGGUGUGCAAAAACGAGAAGACAUAUUAAGAAACUGUAAUAGCAUGAGUAUACAAAACAAAAAUAAAACACAAUGUGUUCAAACUCAAGAAAUUUCACUAUCAGAAAACAAAGAUGUGCUUGGAAAUCCUGUUGAUUUACCCUCAACAAAGAGAGAAGAUGUUUUUGGUCCCAUUAGAUGGCACUCAUUAUCUCCUUUAAAUUCCCCUACCAGAGAAUUAGAAUCACAUGGUCGAUUUCGAUCAGAAUCUUCUCCAGUGGAUUCUAAAAUUAUUAAUCGAAGGGAAAGAAUUAAUCGUUUAAAAGAAGAGCGAAGGAAUCAGCUGAGAGAGAAAUGGAGGUCGGCUAGUUUCAGUAAAGAUUCUAACAAUAAAGCAUGUUGGAGAAGAAACCCAUUCUCCUCACAAAGUGAAUCUGAAACGUGUUCAAGAAUUUUCAAUUCUUUAUCAUCUCCAGUGAAAGAACAGGAGUGCCAUACCAUAGCUACUUGCCCUGCUGUAUAUGCAAAAGAUACAGGUCCUAAACCUGUCAUGAAAAACAAAGUAGGUGAUGAAGAAGGAGAAAUAUGGGUUAGGGAACGUGCUCAAAAAUGGCAAAAGCAAUUCUUAGAAAAAGCAACUAAUGCAAGUUUAUCCUAUGAUGUUAGUCAUUAUGGUCCCAAACAUUUCACAGAAGACAUGCCUAGUACAUGUAAAGGAAAAUUUAGUGGACCUGUUUUGUCUCAUGGAGUAAGACCUCCUAUUCCAGAAAAGCAAGCAGCUAGAUUAACAGUAAAGAAAGCACAUAUAGAAGGCCUGACACUCAAAAUUAAAUCCAUCCCUGCUACACAAACAAACCAGACUGAAUGUGAUGAAGAAUCAAAAAUUGUGCCAAAAAUAUUUUUAUCAGAAGAAACUGCCUCUGCUAAAACUAGCUCAGAUAAUUCCAGGGAAAGUAAAUCUCUUCAGCAUGUUCCCUCACCUCAAAAACAUAUUCGAGAUAGAGUUGCUGUGUUCGAAGCUACAUCUUAAAAAUCAACAGGUCAUUAGUUAUUAUCAAUAGCCAGUGUUGAAACAGGUAGUGUUAAAGAUAGAUGCUUUGUUGAUCAGCAGGAUCUGAUUUUUUGUUUUUGUAAAGAAAUGUUUGAACAGAUAGACUUGUGUGCAUGCUGAGCAUGCUUGAUGUGAAAAUUAAAUUAACAUGUUUUAAGACUUGCUAUAUGAAGUUUCAAAGUGUAUAACCUAAAAACAGUUUCAAAAGAAAGAUAGUGAAGUGCAGAAAGAAAGUCUUCCAUAUAGUUGGUUUUGGCACUUUUCUGGCUAUACAUUCUUGCUUUAUUUCAUAGUACAUAUUUAAUGUCAUUCCACAUGGUCUUGGAUGUGUUCAAGUGUUAGUGUGUCAGUUUGUACAUCAUUCCACUUUUACCUAUAAUUCACUCUCUGAAAACCAAAGAAGGAAUUCAUUUAAAUUAUUUUAUAAUCAGUAAAAGUAUUUCUGGAAAUUAAGAUUGACAGUUGUGUCAAGUUUUAAAAAAUGCUUUAAGGUUUCACAUCUUUGUUAAUUUAGGUAAUAUAAUUAUACCUUUUUAGCUUUACUAGUAAUUGUUACUUCGACAUGUAUUGUAAAAAAGUGCUGAGUGAAAACUUCUGAAUUAUUCUUUAUAAUUUCUUUUCACUUCAAAACUCUGCAAUUGAUAUAUCUGACCAUGCCAUGCUACCCAUUGAUAAAGCCUUCAUUGCAGUAGCCACGAUAGGCAAAACUACAGUGAAAAGUAACAACUUUAUUUUUUUUUUAUGUUGUUUGACAAAUGUAUAGUUUUUACUGUCCACAAUCUUUUAAGCAGUAAUGAACACAUGAAUGUAAAUAGAGAAAUAUUGUAUAAAGCAUGAAAAAUAUAUCUACAAGUAUUUACCAAAGCACAGAUAUUUUCUUUAAUUUAUGUAUGCAUUAGUUUUACCUUCUGUAAACUAUGAAGUUAGAAGAGGAAUCUCUGUAGCCUUAACUUGUAUUGAUCAUCUUGGUGAAAUUGCAGUUAUCUACCUUAAUAAAAACUUGUGCUUAUGCAUUAUGUUGAAUUGUUAAUGUAUUUGGACAUAGGUUUAUUCAUGAAAUAAUUCUAUGGUUGUUUUGAAUCCACAAUGAGAUAUCUGUGCUUUAAGGUUAUUGAGUAGAUAAUAGCUAUAUACCAGUGUUUUCCAAGUUAAUUUCUAAAGUGUGUGUAAUCCAAGCUCAUUACUGGAGAGUAUUAUUAUGCAUACAUUGAUAAGUUUUAAGUAAAUUUAUGUAUAUAAUACAGUUUUGCAUCAAGAAUCCAUCUCUUAUGACUGGUUCUGAACUUCAUGUAUAUAUGUAUUAAUUUUAAUUACAAAAUGACAAAGUUUUGUUAGAGUUUCAUUGAUACAUGUAUUCCAGUUUUACUUGGUACUGAAACUUUGUUUCAUUGAUUUCUGGUGAAACUAAAAUAGAAACACCCAUACAGCCACAGUACACUUUUAUUUGUACUUUGUUGUUCUUUGGAUUUUUAAAAAUGGUCAGAAAGCAAUAUGUAGUCUACAAGUAAAGAAAAAUCAUGUAAAUGUAUAUUUCUGUAUUUUAAAAGCAUAUGUGUGUGUAUUUAAGGUAUUUACUUUUUUGUAUAUUUUGAAUUUCUAUAUGAUAAAAUUACAAUCUUAGACAUGAUAAAAUGUAUUAGUCACUUUUACUGCCAAUUUUAUUGUCAAAUAAAAUAAGGCUCAUCCUGUGAUUCACUUUGCUGAAAUUGUUACAGGAUGUAAUUUUCACUGUGUAUGAUCAAAAACUAGAUGUAUUUAUACCGAAGAAUGUAAAAAAACAAAAACGUAUACAAUGUAUGUGUCAAGUAUUAAAAAUUACCUGAUGCAUUGCUUUAAAACAGUAGUGAUUGAACUGAA